GGACACUCACAGUGAACAUUUUGAUGAUGGCGGGACAAACACACCUUCAGCUUGGUGCUACAUCUGACCCUGCUCUUACUGCUCUAUAAGGAGGACCUGAGUGUGUGUGUGUGUGUGUGUGUGUGGGCGCACGAGUAAGUGAGUGAGUGUGUGUGUGUGUGUGUGUGUGUGUGUGAGACAGUGAUGGACGCCACACAGGAAGGUUCUGGUUGGUGUGGUGGUUGUGAGAAGGAGAAUGGGUCGAGUUACUGGGAUUAUUCGGAUUACUGGUCCGGACUUUCCUCAGCCUUUAGCCACUCUGAACUGGUUGCCGUGACGACACUGUGUGUGCCCCUGCUGGUACUUGGCCUGAUGGGUAAUAUUUUAACCAUACUGGUGGUAUGGCUCCGCCCCCAGAUGAGGAGCACCACUUACUUUUACCUGAGCAGCAUGGCGAUGUCGGAUAUCAUGAUGUUGGUGCUGAUGCCCCUCGACCUAUACAAGCUGUGGUGGUACCGCCCCUGGUUUUUGGGGGACGCAGUGUGUAAACUCUCUCAGUUUGUGAGCGAGUGCUGCACCUUCUCCUCCAUCCUGCACAUGACUGCUCUGGGGGCGGAGCGUUAUGUGGGCGUGUGUUUUCCUCUCAGAGCCCGCCUCCUGGUGACACGGGGGCGUGUCCGUGUGCUUAUUGGUGCACUUUGGGGCGUGGCUGCCCUGAGCGCGGGCCCUGUGUUGGUGCUGGUAGGGGCGGAGCCUGUGGAUGGUAACCUGACAGAGUGCCGUGUGACCCGCUGGGCGGAGUCUUCGGGGCUGAUGGUGGCCAUGUUGUGGCUCUCAAACCUGUACUUCAUCGUCCCACUGACCACAUUGACGCUCCUCUACACCCUCAUCGCCCGCAGACUACGCCAGCGCAGACAUGUCCCCCGAGACCAUGCCCACCGCCAGACCCUGCGCAUGAUGGCGCCGCCGUCAACCCUCUGCUCUACAACAUCAUGUCCUCCCGUUACCGUGACAACGUCCGUGCCCUGCUUCGCCCCCGCACACGACCCCUGCCGGCCCCCUCCCCUUCCAGCACACACUUCUGACCAGUGUGUGUGUGUGUGUGUGACGUCAUGCAAAUGGUUUCUGGGAAGAUUUUGGUGCUCACCAGGAAUAGAAGGCCUCAGAGGACACCUCUGUGUGUGUGAUAUGGACCUCAGAGCUGGAGCUCACGUGGUUCUAACAGUAUGAGGCUCCUCAGCUCUAAUAACCCCCACAGUCACAGUCAGACAGAAUUUAAACCGUUUGCAUUGUUAUGAUGAUAAACAGUAGUUCGGGUCACGGCGUGAAGUAAACCAUGACUGUGUUUUAAUAAAAGCUGCUUGGUUGCCAUGGAAACUGACAAUGAGGUUUAUUGAAUGUGUGUGUGUGUGUGUGUGUGUGUGUCCAGUAACUACUGGAUACAUAGUGUGUUAUGCUUGUGUAUAUCGCAGCCCUGGUGUGUGUGCUGUAUCAAAGCGCAGCGAGGAACGCAGGGAGGAACGCAGAGGGGAACGCAGGGAGAAACGCAGGGGAAACGCAGGGAGGAAUGCAGGAAGGAACGCAGCACGCUGAGGGAGCAGAAGGUGUUUUGUCACGUGCGAGCGUUUACGUCUCCUCUUCUCAGUUUACAUUAAAACAUCAGAGCGAAAGAGUUUCAAACACAUUUUAAUGAAUUCUCAUUAAUUAGCAAAAACCUGAACACAAGGAAAUGAACAUUUCAGUAAAAACAUCUGAAGCCACGAUAAAGUUCAUAAAUAAACUCAACACCUGCACACAUCCUACAUCACCUGCUCAUGCAAAAGCCUGCAGUGAGAAUCAUGCGAAAAUACACACACACACACACACACACACACACACACACACACACACACAGCUGUUAAAUAGAAUCUAUAAUUCUCCACUGCUCUUUAUAAUGUACAAUAUUUACACAUUAAUGCAUCAUAUAAACACGCAGUGCUGAAGUGCAACACAAUUCAUAUGUAUAACAAACUGCAACACAAUGCAAGCAAAACAGGCUACUGUGUGUGUGUGUUUGUGUGUGUGUUUGUGUGUGUGUGUGAGAGACUGCAUUAAGACUUCAAGGCACUGCACAAAAAUCAUGUAUGAAAUAAAAAUCUCUCCUCAGUGUAUUUGGAGGUGAAGCUGAAAAUUUGUGGAUUAAAUGAAAAUAAAAGUCUGAGCUCCACAUCUUCAUCACAGAGAGCAACACCAUCCAUCAUCUCACCCUCGAUCUGAGCUCCUUCACAAACUUCUUCCUUUUUAUUAUUCACUGAUCGAUAUAAAAAUAUGGUGAAUAAAAUUUUAAAUUUAAUACAAAUCUGAAUGAAAUAGGUGACGCGGUGUGAAGCUCAGAGAUGAUCCACAGUAAACCCUGCGAGAAUCCUCCAGCCUCCAGCGGUUUUCCUGAAGCAGAAACAUCUGCACUUCUUUAAAACCAGAUUGGAAUUGAAAUCUCUGAUAAUCUGACAAAAAUACUGGAUUUGUACUUUUCAUAUGAACAAUAUUUAAAUUUCACCUUGAAUUAUUAUGAUGUAAUCACAUCCUACUCCCUUUAUCCUCCCCCCUCUUCAUCAUCCUCCUUUCCUUCACCACCCCUUCAUCAUCCUCCUUUCACCCCCCCCCUUCAUCCUCUCAGCACUAAGCUCCACCUCAGGAUGAGGACGUUCUUUUGCAUCAUUUCCUGAAACAUUUGUGUGUCCGAGAGUCAAA
Messenger RNA from Silurus meridionalis, 2709 nucleotides. Its product is annotated as growth hormone secretagogue receptor type 1-like. Gene Ontology annotation, cellular component: plasma membrane. The record is from RefSeq and is a predicted model, not a curated record. The coding region runs from base 184 to 1209 and encodes 341 amino acids. The transcript is spliced from 3 exons. Gene Ontology annotation, biological process: G protein-coupled receptor signaling pathway; hormone-mediated signaling pathway. Lineage: Eukaryota; Metazoa; Chordata; Actinopteri; Siluriformes; Siluridae. Gene Ontology annotation, molecular function: growth hormone secretagogue receptor activity.